Messenger RNA from Diabrotica virgifera virgifera (western corn rootworm), 1523 nucleotides. Its product is annotated as facilitated trehalose transporter Tret1-like. Gene Ontology annotation, molecular function: transmembrane transporter activity. Gene Ontology annotation, biological process: transmembrane transport. Gene Ontology annotation, cellular component: membrane. The transcript has 2 exons. NCBI's taxonomy places the organism in Eukaryota, Metazoa, Arthropoda, Insecta, Coleoptera, Chrysomelidae. The coding region runs from base 27 to 1433 and encodes 468 amino acids. The record is from RefSeq and is a predicted model, not a curated record.
AAAUUAUUAAAGAGAUAGAGAUCAAAAUGGUUGUGGUUAACAUUGAAAAAAAUAAAGUUUCUAAAAAGGAGCAGGAAAAAACAUGGCCACAAAUUUACGCGGUAUUUAUAAGUACAAUGGUCGGCAUUACCAACGGGCAAUUUUACGCAUGGGCAUCCCCAUUCAUGGUACAAAUAAUUAACGACAAGGUGAAAUACAACAUCACAGAAAAACAGGCAUCUUAUUUUAAUGUAAUAAAUCCAAUAUUUACCUGUCUUAUCUGCCCCUUCUGUUCUAAACUUACCGAUAAUCUUGGACGCAAGAAGACAAUAUUGCUGAUUACAGUACCACAGAUAGCUAGUUGGCUCUGCGCUGCAUUGGCUAAGGAUGUUUACCUGUUCUAUAUCUCACGAGCCUUUGCGGGAAUUGCUGAUGGAAUAUUCCUUGCAGCACUACCUCCUUAUAUCGGAGAAAUAACAACACCUGCAGUAAGGGGCAAGUGGGGAAAUCUUCUUUCAGGCUCCUACUACAUAGGAGAGUUUUCAAUUAAUGUCAUCGGCAGUUACUUUGGGGUUGUCACAAGUUCUUACAUAUGUUUGCCAUUGCCUAUGAUAUUCUUUAUUUUGUUUGUAAUGGUACCGGAAUCUCCAUAUUAUUUAUUGAUCAACGGAAAAGAAGAGAAAGCUAAGAACUCCUUAAUAUAUUUUAGAGGUGAUAAAGAUAUUGACAAACGUUUUAAUCAACUAAAACAUGAUGUUCAGCAACAAAUGUCAGAAUCAGGAACGUGGAAAGACUUGUUUACAAUCAAAAGUAAUAGGAAGGCCUUACUAGCAGCAGUUUUUUUGCGCUUUACACAACACACAUCUGGAUUUAGUGUUUUGAUAACAUUUACACAGUUUAUUUUUCAAAAAUCUGGAGGAAACUUAAGCCAGGAGUUGUCUUCUAUAAUAUAUACAGGCGUCCAGAUGGCUUUGAACUUCAUCGUCGUGACGUUUAUCAUGCAGAGAGUUGGACGGAGAUGCUGCUAUAUGACAAGCACUGGCGGUAAUGGUAUAGUAUUAUUCUUCAUGGCAACCUAUUUUUACCUCAACGAUUAUACUGACAUCGACGUUUCGAGUUUCAAUUGGUUUCCAGUCGCCAGCAUGAUCUCAUAUCAAAUUUUUGCUUCAUUUGGCUUAAACGUUAUUCCCACUCUUAUGAUGAGUGAGCUCUUCUCGGUCAGUAUUAAAUCCAAAGCAAUAGUUUUGGCUGUUUUAAUGUUUGGAGCAGGUGGUGCUGUGGCCAAUUAUUUGUUCUACUCAAUUAACACAAGUGCUGGAUUUUUUACACCUUUCUACGUGUUUGCAGGCUGUAAUAUUAUCACUGCAAUAACAACCUAUUUUAUAUUACCAGAAACAAGGGGGAAAACGCUGGAAGAUAUUCAGCAGGCUUUGAAGAAUGACAAACUAUAUUAGAAAUAAAUAUUAAGAAAAAAAAUUAUAAAUAGAUAUUAGGUUAUUUUUAGUCUGUGAUAAAUUCUAAAGUGUAAUAAAUAUUUUUAAUUA